AUGUUUGCAGCAGACACCUGGCAGUACUUCGGUCAUCAUUUGCCGCACACCGACAAAUGGGUCUACAAAAAUAUCCAUUCCAUACAUCACCGUCUUUACCUCUCUUACUCAUAUGGCGCAGCCUUCAUGCAUCCCUCGAGGGCCGAUUCCUGGACAGCAUUGGAACAACCAUCGCCUUUGGCGUCGAAGAGUAAGAACGAAGUUCUUGGGAGGGGUCCGGGAGGCACGAUCGAUGGGACAUUACCAUCAUAA
Molecule: messenger RNA, 252 nt
Organism: Letharia lupina
Lineage: Eukaryota; Fungi; Ascomycota; Lecanoromycetes; Lecanorales; Parmeliaceae
Exons: 2
Coding region: 1-252 (83 amino acids)
Source: RefSeq, a predicted model, not a curated record